UGCAGUCUGAGUGAGUUUGAUUGCUGGAAAAUGGCAAAAGCCAAUAUCUCAGCUUAUCAGUGCCAAUUCAGCUGUGCAGUGUGUCUGGACUUUCCGAAGGAUCCGGUGACUAUUCCCUGUGGCCACAAUUACUGUAAGGUGUGUAUUAAUGAUUUCUGGGAUCAGCAGGAUGUGAGGAGAGUCUACAGCUGCCCACAGUGUAGAGAGACUUUCGAUCCAAGACCUGUUCUACGCAGGAACAACAUGCUGGCUGAAAUGGUGGAGGAACAAAAUAAGGCUAACCUCCAAGCUGCAUCUUUUGCUCACUGUUACGCUGGACCUGGAGAUGUGGAGUGUGAUUCCUGCACUGGGAGAAAACGCAAAGCCGUUAAUUCCUGUCUGGUGUGUCAGGCCUCCUUUUGUGAAGAUCAUCUUAAACCUCACCAUCAGUCACCUGCCUUUAAGAAGCACAAGUUAAUGGAAGCCUGUGCAGAUCUCCAAGAGAAGAUCUGCUCUCAUCAUGACAAACCAAUCGAGAGAUACUGUUGUACUGACCAAAGCCUCAUAUGUUGUUUGUGUACAAUGUAUGAGCAUAAAGGUCAUAAUACUGUUUCAACCAGCAAAGGAAGAAUUGAUAAACAGAAUGAACUAACGCAGGAGCAGAUGAAAUCUCAGCAGAGGAUCCAGGAGAAGAAGAAGAAAGUGAAGGAACUGAAAAAGGCUGUGUACACGAUUAAGAUGUGUACACAGGCAGCAGUAGAUGAGAAUGAGAGAAUCUUUACUGAGCUGAUCAGCUCCAUGGAGAAAAAGCACUCAGAGGUGACGGAGCUGAUCAGAGCUCAGGAGAAAGCUGAACUAAGUCGAGCUGAACGACCCCUGAAGCAACUGGAGCAGGAGAUUGCUGAUCUUAAGAAGAGAGUCACUGAGCUGGAGCAGCUUUCACACACACACGAUGACAUCCACUUCCUCCAGAGUUUCCCGUCUCUCUGUGUUUCUCCUGGAUGUGAGGACUCACCCAGCUUCACUGUCAAUCAACAUCUCACAUUUGAUGGAGUGAAGAAAUCUCUCUUAGCUCUGAAAAAACGAGUCGAGGAAAUCUGUGAGGAGGAAUUUAACAAAGUCCAUCCACAAGUUGCAACAUUGUUUCAGAGACUACCAUCACAGCUAAAGAGCAAAAAGGAUUUUCUGCAAUAUUUGAGAUCUCUGACUCUGGAUCCCAACACAGCACAUCCUGCCCUUAUUCUGUCUGAGGAGAACAGAUCAGUGACACGCAGUCAGGCACUACAGCGAUACUCUCAUCAUCCAGAGAGAUUUGACUUCUGGCCUCAGGUGUUGUGUAAGGAGAGUGUGUGUGGACGCCGUUACUGGGAGGUGGAGUGGAGCGGUGAUGUGUCUAUAUCAGUCUCAUAUAAAGUGAUCAGCAGGAAAGGAGGGGGUGAUGAGUGUGUGUUUGGACGCAACAGUCAGUCCUGGAGUCUCAGGUGUUUUUCUUCCUCUGUUUCUUUCUGGCACAACAACACUAAGACUGAUCUCCGAGGUCCAGUCUCCUCCAGAAUAGGAGUGUAUGUGGAUCACAGUGCAGGAACUCUGUCCUUCUACAACGUCUCUGACAUGAUGAGGCUCAUCCACAAAGUUCGCACCACAUUCACUCAGCCUCUGUACGCUGGGUUUUCUGUAUGUCAUGAUAGAGCCACUGUGAGAUUAUGUGUCUGAAAAUUUUAAUGGUACCUGUAGUAUGAUUUAAGAAUAAGAUUUUAUUUCAGUGAGCUGUGUGCACAAACUGUAACACUGUAAUUAUUCCUUUCAAACAGCAUGUUUUCUUUAGAUUAAUGCCAUACCUAUGAAAUCAUUUAAUGCAGAAUGUAAGACUGUGAUGGCUAUAUUGUCAUUGUGUUAGUAUAUUCAAUUUGUUGAUGCAUGUCCAUAAACCUCCUCUUGGGCCUUCCUCUUCUCCUCUUUCCUGGCAGCUCCAUCUCUAACGUUCUCCUCCCAAUAUACCCCUCAUCCCCCCUCUGCACAUGUCCAUAUCACCUUAAUCUCUCUAACCUUGUCCCCAAACUCUCCUACCAGCACUGUGCCUCCAAUAUAUACAAUAUUCAUUCCUAAUUCUGUUCAUUCUUGUCACUCCCAAAGCAAAUUUCAGCAUCUUUAGCUCUGCCACCUCCAGCUCUGCUUUCUGUCUUUUUGUCAGAGGCAACGUCUCCAAACUGCACAACAUUACAGCUUGUCACAACCUGCUGGGGGCAGACUGUUUUUUUGUUGUAUAUAUGUAUUGUCUCAGUAUAUAUGUAUUGUGCAGGUCAGUCCAUUCCUGAUUCCAAUGCAGGACCUGCAACACUCCUCCUUAGCUUGUGUGAUUGUCUCUCUGCCCUGAUGACAUCAUCAUUG
This is a messenger RNA of Clarias gariepinus (North African catfish), 2367 nucleotides long. Its product is annotated as E3 ubiquitin/ISG15 ligase TRIM25-like. Gene Ontology annotation, molecular function: protein binding; zinc ion binding. The transcript has 6 exons. The coding region runs from base 31 to 1692 and encodes 553 amino acids. The record is from RefSeq and is a predicted model, not a curated record. Lineage: Eukaryota; Metazoa; Chordata; Actinopteri; Siluriformes; Clariidae.